Messenger RNA from Branchiostoma belcheri (Belcher's lancelet), 1488 nucleotides. Its product is annotated as desert hedgehog protein B-like. Bases 82 to 888 code for a protein of 268 amino acids. Lineage: Eukaryota; Metazoa; Chordata; Leptocardii; Amphioxiformes; Branchiostomatidae. Gene Ontology annotation, molecular function: calcium ion binding; patched binding. The record is from RefSeq and is a predicted model, not a curated record. The transcript has 4 exons. Gene Ontology annotation, biological process: protein autoprocessing; cell fate specification; regulation of gene expression.
ACACAUCACGGGUAUCCACGUUAAAUCAGUCCACAAAUCUGAUUUGUAACGGAGAGUUGGGCAACUUACACCGUUCUCAAAAUGCCACAGGCCAACAAAUCAUCAGGUAGUGAUUUUGAUACUAUAGAAAUCCAGAUGGAAGAAAACCAAUCGCUGGGAAGUGCAGCACAAGGUUAUCCGUACAGAUCAACAGAGAGAUACAACCCACCACAGCCUGCAAGAUAUUAUUACCAAGAACCGAAUGACGAUUGGGGCUGUUUCCUUGGUGAGACAAGUGUACAGCUCCGUGAUGGCCGUAAAGUCGCGAUGAAGAAUCUGAAGAUCGGAGAUUGGGUUCGAGUCGUCAAGCCGGACGGUAGGCUUGCCCUCAGCCCGGUCAUCGCCAUGUUGCACCGCGAGCCCGACAAGAAGACAACCUUCUUGCAAAUCUACGUCGAGGGGAAGGACGGGCCAGUAUGUCUGACCCCUGACCACCUGAUAUAUGCCACCAACAACCCACGGGGAGGCUUCGGGCGUCCUAUCUUUGCGAAGGCUGUAGAAGAGGGCAUGUCGAUCUUUCUGGCCAACGAAGAAAGCGGGAAAGUGGCCCCUGCCAAGGUGCGAGAGAUAAAAGAGAUGGAAUCAACUGGCUUUUGCGCGCCCCUUACUAAAGAGGGAACUAUCCUGGCGGAUGGGGUAGCGGCUUCCUGCUACGCCGUCUUCAACCACGGCAUCUCUCACAAGGUCUUCGCUCCGCUCCGUCGCUUGUACGGGCUGAAAUCAGCCAUGGGAAUUGGAGGGAAGGAGAAGGAGGUGGUUAAAAAGGGCGUUCACUGGUACCCCAAAGCUCUGAUGAACGUGAACAAGUUUUUGUCUUGGUUCCAUGUGCAGCCCGCUACAGCUGGCUAGCUAUAGCCAUGUAUUAAGGGGGCCCGCAUGUCCUUAUUCAGAUGAAUGGCCCUAAAGAUAGCUUAUGUGAUAUAGAAUGCAUAUCAGAGAGAAAUCCUUGCUGACCUACUAUUUCUAUGGCACAGUCUUACUAUUUUUGCUGUUUUAUUUCUUGAAAUAGAGCUGUUGUAGACGCGAGCUAGGCUAUGAUUGGUAUGUCCCGUACAAAAUCCCUGAAAUUAUGCUUGUUUUACUUCGUACGUUGAUUUUAAAAAUAUUACAAACAGAGCUUCUCUAGAAUUCACAAGAACCAGUUUGUUACUUAACAAUACAGUGAAGCACCCAGCUCAGUAUGAAGUUGGCUUAUGAAUAUUUCUUUCUUUUGCAACAAAUUAACAAGAUUUCGGUGAGCAUAGUGUUUUCAGUCAUACUAAGCAUAUACAUCAGAGUAAAAAUCCUAUUUCCGAUUCCCAGUUAGCUUUUUGUGUAAACAGGUGUUGGUAAGAUGUGUUGGUUACAAAUUGCAGACUGCUAAAUUAAAACCUUCGAGUUCGUACUUUGGUUAAACAGCUAACACAGUUAAAUGUUUGGUAUGCAACAUAGAUAAAUAAUUCUUUUCUU